Acanthopagrus latus (yellowfin seabream) is the source of this 4048-nucleotide messenger RNA. RefSeq names its product X-prolyl aminopeptidase 3, mitochondrial (gene xpnpep3). The coding region runs from base 1436 to 2956 and encodes 506 amino acids. The record is from RefSeq and is a predicted model, not a curated record. The transcript has 12 exons. Gene Ontology annotation, molecular function: manganese ion binding; metalloaminopeptidase activity. Gene Ontology annotation, cellular component: mitochondrion. NCBI's taxonomy places the organism in Eukaryota, Metazoa, Chordata, Actinopteri, Spariformes, Sparidae.
AAGUGCAAUUUUGAAAACCUUUUUUCAACCUUGAAACGUCAGUAUUAUCACAUAGAAUGACGGUUACUUUGCUGAAUGACACCACUUUUAAUACAAUUUCAAGUAAGCACAUUGUGAUUUGUAGUUAUGCAAGUAUGUGUGGCAUGAAAAAAUAGAAUGAACCCUUUAAGAUGCCUGCGCUCGCAUGACCUGUGGCCUCACAUAAGCAUGUCAUUGGGGCUUGCUGUUGCGUGAAAAUACAGAGCUCCCUGCGAGCCUACAUUAAGGGAACACUAAUAAGAGUUGUCACUCUCCUCUGUUUGACCAGCAUUUAUUUUUCCUGAGUGAGGGCUUUCAGGUAGCCCCUCAUGCAGGUACCCCUCAGACAGCUUCUGCCAAUCAUGGGCUGCCACUGGACCGAGUCAGGCUACAUUACUCAAAGGGAUGUAGCUCUUGGUCCAUAAGGAAAGGUCUGGUGGUGUAUCCUACACUAUACUUUUCUAAUUAUAAAUAUCUCCUGAAUAAUAGGAAACCCAACGAUAAAUUAACAAUAUAGAUUGUAUUUUGUGGUAUGCAAAGACAUAUUUUAUUCCUCUGUAUCACAGAGCUUAAAUGUUUUUCAAAUACUAUUAAAAACAAAUUAGUUAGCCACAUUGUUGCACUGGGUGACAUGUUCCUUCAUUACCAAAAGCAUGGUUCCUGUAGUUUUGUUUUAUGAUCAAACAAUCCUGCAUAGAUACACUGUCCUGCUAAAGUACUAUGCCUGCAGCGGCACCCCCCAACAAAUGCCCCUCUGAUUGAAUAAUAAUGUUUUAUGAGCUUGUGUUUGCAAGUAGGUGCAGGGAGGGCCCAAAAAUGUUUUGAAGUAGCUGCAACACAAAAACUUGGGGUAGCCACCAAAAGGGUCAGGGCCCCAUGGGAGCCCCACUGAGAAUAUGAAGCAAAUUUUUGUAUGUUGUUGAAUAGUUUAAUCCACAUGCAACGGUGCGUUGUAUUUCACAAGAUCAUUUUUCUAAGAUCAUCGCAUGUUUUGUCCCUGUUCUCCCUCUACCUCUUAAAAACACAUUUUUGUACAUCGUUUUGAGAUGAUUUAUCUUUGCUUUUCUUGAGUUCUUCACCCUAUACAGUUAUAACAAGUUCACCACAGAAAUUGAAAUACGAACAUAAUGUUGUUGUUUUUUUCCUAAUCAAAUGUUGCUCUUUAAGACCAUACAGAGGAGGAUGUGUGUCUGCCAAUCGAUGUUGCGGAGACGGGAUUAAGAAUCUCUGCCUGGGAAGCAAAACUGAGGGCAGCAAACGCCUCUGGACCACGAAUGAAUGCUGCUAGCAAAUAUGGGGACAGAAAGCUAACUCGGCUGACUGUCUGCUAAAGAGAAUUAUAACAGUUGUCUGAGAAUAUUUUAAUACUGUGGGACGACAUGCUGUAAGAGGUCGGUGUCCUCCACGACCAGCAAGUAUGUUGCCCUCAGCCAGCACCUGGGUCCGGUCUGCUGUCAGACUGCUGCCCCGGAGUAACUGGAGUCGAGGAUGUGUGCGUUGCCCGUGCAGAAACAUUUCUGUAAAACCAGGAAGUUUGAAACCGAAGACAGUGCCAACUCGGUACUUGGGCCAGCCCAGCCCAUUCACCCAUCCACACCUCAUCAAACAUGGUGAGGUGACUCCAGGCUUGAGCCAGACAGAAUACGAGCUCCGCAGACACAGGCUUGCUUCACUUAUCGAGGCACAGGCAGACAGACUGGGACCCUCUGUCUCCUCCAGCACCCAUGUGGUCAUUGUUUUGUCUCAUCCGACCCGCUAUAUGACCAAUGACAUCCCCUAUCCCUUCCAUCAGAACCAGGAUUUCCUCUACCUCAGUGGCAUCCUAGAGCCUGACAGUGCCUUGGUCCUUUAUGGGAAAGGGCGACCAGACCAGGCCAUCUUGUUUGUCCCCCGUAGAGACCCAGGGAGAGAGCUGUGGGACGGGCCCCGGUCAGGGAAGGACGGGGCGGCAGCUUUGACUGGCAUCGAGAGAGUUCAUGGCACCGAAGAACUGGGUGUCGUGCUAAAGAGCCUUAAAGGCACUACGCUGUGGUACGAUAGUUCGCAGCCCACCCACCCUCGCCUCCACCAGAGUCACGUGGGUCCUGUGCUAGAGAUGGGGUCGACGCCGCGAUCUCUCAGGCCCCUCAUACACUCUCUCAGGGCUGUCAAGAGCUCAGCUGAGGUGGCGCUCAUGCAAGAAGCAGGUCACAUCAGUGCACAGGCUUUCAGGAGGACGAUGGCUCUGUCUCGAGGAGACGUGGAUGAAGCUGUGCUCUUUGCUAAGUUUGAUUUUGAGAAUCGGAUACAUGGCGCCAACUUCCUGGCCUAUCCCCCUGUCGUUGCUGGAGGGAAUCGAGCCAACACUCUGCACUACAUCAACAACAACCAGAUCAUCAAGGAUGGUGAAAUGGUGCUGCUUGAUGGGGGCUGUGAAUACUUUGGUUAUGUCAGUGAUAUCACUCGAACAUGGCCAGUGAAUGGAAAAUUCAGCCCUGCCCAGGCUGAGCUGUACGAGGCCGUCCUUGAGGUCCAGCGCUCCUGUUUGUCUCUGUGUUCCCCAGGCGUCAGCCUGGAUCAUAUCUACAAUACCAUGCUGGCUCUGUUGGGACGACAGCUCCGGCAGCUAGGUAUUGUCAAGGCCAGUACCAGUGAUGCUGAUAUACUGAAGGCUGCACGGCGGUACUGCCCCCACCAUGUCGGCCAUUACCUGGGCAUGGACGUUCAUGACACUCCUGAGCUGUCCCGCUCACAGCCUCUGCAGCCAGGAAUGGCCAUCACUAUAGAACCAGGGUUAUAUAUCUGCGAGGAAAACGACCAGGUGCCAAAGCGUUUCCGCGGACUGGGCGUCAGGAUUGAGGAUGACGUGGUGAUCCAAGACAAGGGAGGCCCUCUGAUUCUGUCCCGUGACGCACCAAAGACCAUCGCUGAUGUAGAGCAGGCCUGUGCCCAGAGAUAGGACAGAGAGAGACAGACUAGUCACCGAGUGAGCCACGGCAGGGAUGGCAGGCCGUGUGCUGUGCUUUUCAACUGUCUCCAUGGUGAUGACAUCAUCAGACUCAGGGCCCAGGUACAUGAAAGGUGGGAGCACAGUGCAAGAGUCUGUUUUUUAACUUGGCAAGGCCUCAGAAAUAGAGAAGCCUGAUGUUAAAGAUCAUAGAUUUUGUGGGUGCUUUUGUCGUCUGCCUAAAUGUUAAAAGAAACCAGUUGAUAAAUGUGAUUUAGUUGUGUGUUAGGGGGUUACUGUGUAGCUUUGGAGCCUACGCACACAUGCAUUGUAGCUGAUGUAAUACUCCUCAAAAAUGUAACUAUACAUCAGGGCUACAGCCAUACCAUGUGGCGACCCAUCCGGAUCACGCAUGUUAAACCCAUCAUGUGUUGUGCCGUCAGUGGGUGAAAUCCAACCAAGACUAUAGAUGCAAACCUAGGGACAACAGAUAACCACUUGUAUCAAGUAUGUAUUCAACUGAAGACUCAAUGGAUCGAUCCAAUAACCGGUAAACAUUUUCAUUCCUUAAACUUACAGUAUUUUCUCCACAUCAGGUUUUUUUUAGGGUUUUCCCGAACAUGGCACAUCAGCUACAGUGCAAAGCAUCAAAACACUGACUGUUCAACCUGCACUCACUGUACUCUGUGAUUGUCAGAACGGAAUAUAUAUGUCAGAUCAACACACUACCAUUUUAAUGGGCACGUGAUGAAUCUUAAACAGCUGCUCCUGAAAAAAAGGCCACAGAAUGAUGGUAACGAUUACACCAAUGCACUGAAAUAGCUUAAAAAGUGUACAUUGAGGAGUGUUCGUGUGUAGUUGUGUAUAUGUGUGGGAAUGUCUUUUUAAAAGAGAAAAAUGUGAUUUCUAUGUAUUAAAAAGUUCUCAGUAUUCGUUCUUUCAUAACAUAACUUGUGUUGGAUUGACUUGGGCUCAGGUUACUCAUGAUUUACGGCAUGAUGUAAAAAAUGUAUGUAAAUGUAAUGAUGUUUAAAAUAAUAAUGGCUGCAAAUCAUUGACCAACACCAGAGGAAAUAAACGCUUAACGUCAGCGUUAUAUGGACA